GCUGUGCAACUGCCACGGUAUUAAAACUCGGUAUCACGAGCGACGGUGGCGCCAUCUGACCAUCAACCGUACUGUAUGAACGUACGUACGUGGUCGUCGUAGCCGUAGCCGUAUCUCCUAUCUCGUAUAUCCCCGAAGUUUUCAUGCCAGUACCGCGGAUUUCAUCAAUCUGGGAUCUCUUUUCCCUCUUCAGUUCUAUUCUGCCAUUAAAAAACCAGCCUUUGACGGUGCAGCGUAACUUGCCAAGUAAACCCGAAAAUGGCUAAACUUGUAGCCAAAAUUGGACCUGCAUUACAAACUGCAAUGACAAAUGCUCGCCCUGGGUUGAACACUGCAUGGAAGUAUGCCAGAAGCGAAUUGCGACCCCCGACUCCCGGAGAAAUUCCGCAAGGGAUUGCUGGUAUUUCGGGAGUAAUUGCUGGUGUCGGCCGAAGAAGCUGGCGUAAACUUACCGUCAAAGAAGCUUGGCUGAACACACUUGUGGGUAUUGAGAUAGCAUGCUGGUUUUUCGUCGGAGAAGUUAUUGCAAGGCGUAAUUUAAUUGGAUACGGACCUGGUUGGGGAUACAAGGGUCAUCAUUAAGUUUCAUGCAGUUAUAUACCUGUGUUCGGGACUCUGUGAAGUACAAAAUUGAGUAGCGUGUUUGUGAAUAUGGCCUGAGAAAUGCCAGGUACGGUUUAUCGUUUAUGACUUCAGUUACGAGUGUGUGUGCUGAUAAAUUUUUUUUAUUUUAGCUGUUGUGUAGAUUUGAAUAAACGGCUUUUACUCUUACUGGUGUGGCUGUUUGUUACCGCUCUGCAUUUAUCAAUAACAAUAUAAUAUUA
Paramacrobiotus metropolitanus is the source of this 824-nucleotide messenger RNA. RefSeq names its product ATP synthase subunit g, mitochondrial-like. The transcript is spliced from 3 exons. The coding region runs from base 259 to 582 and encodes 107 amino acids. The record is from RefSeq and is a predicted model, not a curated record. NCBI's taxonomy places the organism in Eukaryota, Metazoa, Tardigrada, Eutardigrada, Parachela, Macrobiotidae. Gene Ontology annotation, molecular function: proton transmembrane transporter activity. Gene Ontology annotation, biological process: proton motive force-driven ATP synthesis.